Molecule: messenger RNA, 1053 nt
Organism: Gamsiella multidivaricata
Lineage: Eukaryota; Fungi; Mortierellomycota; Mortierellomycetes; Mortierellales; Mortierellaceae
Exons: 6
Coding region: 118-1053 (311 amino acids)
Biological process (GO): translational initiation
Cellular component (GO): eukaryotic translation initiation factor 2B complex
Molecular function (GO): translation initiation factor activity; guanyl-nucleotide exchange factor activity
Source: RefSeq, a predicted model, not a curated record
CGCAUUCAUUCUCUUCCCAACGCCAAAGCGAGCUGGCCAUCACAGGAACACAGGACACUGCAACAACAGACACAACAAACAAAAACCGACAUCGAUUGACAACAAAUAAACGCAAACAUGGCAGAGAACUUCGACGUUGUGGCCACAUACAAGACUUUACUGCUCAAGUCGCCUGAGCUCUCAAUGCCCGUGGCGGCCAUUCAGUCCUUGGUUGAGCUUAUCAAGCACUCGAAGGCGACGACAAUGUCCGAGUUCAUGCUGUCAAUAAAGGACGCCAGUCAGCAACUCAAGUCUUCAGUCCGGAAUUCAAUCUCGCUCUCUGCAGGAUGCGAUCUGUUCUUACGGUUCGUGACUAGGAACUCUCAGGAUGUGGCCGAUUUCGAAACCUGGAAGAAGACGCUGAUUGUCCGGGGACAAAGUUUUGUCGAGAAGGCCGAUGCUUGUCGCUAUAAGAUCGCAGAUCUGGGUGUGCCCUUCAUCAAGGACGGAAGCGUAGUCUUGAUCCACGCACAUUCGCGCGUGGUAUCGUUGCUUUUGCAGAAGGCUGCCGAGAGCCAUAAGCGUUUUAAGGUCUUUGUCACAGAAUCGAGUCAGACUCAGGGAGGCAUUCGGUCGGCCAAGAUGUUGCGCGCUGCUGGAAUCCCUACGACAAUCAUCUUGGAUGCUGCUGUGGGAUAUGUGAUUGACAAGGUCGAUAUGGUCCUUGUUGGUGCUGAGGGUGUCGUUGAAAACGGUGGACUGAUCAACCAGAUUGGAUCGUACCAGAUGGCCAUUGUCGCCAAGGCUGCCAACAAGCCCUUCUACGCCGUCGCAGAAAGUUACAAGUUUGUGCGCCUGUUCCCCCUGAAUCAAUAUGACCUUCCGACCUACAAUGCUGACACGUUAUCGUUCCAGGAGCUGAAUGUCGAUUAUGAUCCCAAGGAUCGGGCGUCACAGGGAUCGAACCCCUUGGUGGACUAUACCCCACCCAACUAUAUUACGCUGCUGUUUACUGAUCUGGGCGUCCUCACACCCUCGGGAGUCUCGGAUGAACUUAUCAAAUUGUACUUGUAA